Molecule: messenger RNA, 1735 nt
Organism: Heterobilharzia americana
Lineage: Eukaryota; Metazoa; Platyhelminthes; Trematoda; Strigeidida; Schistosomatidae
Source: the annotation of a GenBank genome assembly
GUCUCACGACUGUUGGUUCAUCAUCGACUGUGGAAUGUUGAAGACAAUGCUGUGUACAGUCUUCAUCUUCUCCCUCUGCUUCUUCUCCACCAUCACCUCUGCCCAUAUUCUCAAGGAUGGUGUGAAGCCGGAACCUCUCUCAGAUGAAAUGAUUUCCUACAUCAAUCAACAUGUAAGUCAAUAACCAAACUGUUUGUCAUGCCAUUCUUUUGCUGCAUGUCUACCUGACACACAAAGCAAAUCAGUCAUCUCAGGUUUACGUGUACGAAUGAGUUAUUUCGAGUAUGUUAGACUAGUGUAACGGUAUGCAUUCGAUGCGAUCAACGUCAGCUAGUAGACAAUCGUAGAAAUGAAGAUCAGCUGUAGGCGGUAUCUGGAAGGGUGAAAAUACCUGCCAUAGGCAGUCUUCCAAUUUCCCCUCAUGAUUUGUUUGAGAUAGUGCGUAAAACGAUUGUAUGGAGUUACUGAUAAAGUCGUUGGGUAGGUCUGAGAUUGGAAAAGUCGGGAGACAGUGGCUCAAAAACAGGUGAGAAAUAUCAGGUCUAGCCGACCAUGGUGACGAGUGGGCUGGAUGCAUUGUGAGAUUCUGCUUUCCCAUUUAAUUAUGAGUUAAGAUAUUUUACUCCCGUAAACACUCAUCGUUUUCUUUUCCUUACACAUCAGCCUAAUGCUGGAUGGAAAGCAGAGAGAAAUUAUCGUUUCAACUCGAUAGACGAUGCUCGUGUCCAACUUGGUGCCAAAAAGGAGGAUCCUGAGAUGAGGCGCAAAAGACGUCCGACAGUGGAUCACAAAAAUGUCAACGUGGAAAUCCCAUCUAGUUUCGACUCACGAAAGAAAUGGCCUCAGUGCAAAUCGAUAUCCACUAUUCGUGACCAGUCACGGUGUGGAUCAUGUUGGGCGUUCGGUGCUGUCGAAGCAAUGAGUGAUCGCAUCUGCAUCCAGUCGAAGGGAAAGAUAUCUGUCGAACUGAGUGCUGUUGACCUGCUCAGUUGUUGUUCAGAAUGUGGCUUUGGCUGUCAAGGUGGAUUCCCCGGAACAGCAUGGGAUUACUGGGUGGAAGAGGGCAUUGUCAGUGGCAGCUCGAAAGAGAAUCACACAGGAUGUCAACCAUACCCAUUCCCCAAAUGUGAGCAUCACACGAAAGGGAAGUAUCCUCCGUGUGGCAAGAAGAUCUACAAGACGCCGAAAUGCCAACAAAAGUGUCAGAGCAGCUACAAAACAUCUUACGAGGGAGACAAACACUUCGGUGGAUCAUCCUACAACGUAAUCAACGAUGAAAAAGCCAUUCAAAAGGAAAUCAUGUUGAAUGGUCCAGUGGAAGCAGCUUUCACGGUUUAUUCGGAUUUUCUGAACUACAAAUCUGGAAUCUACAAACAUACAACUAUGGAUGUGUUGGGUGGACACGCUAUUCGCAUUCUCGGAUGGGGAGUAGAGAAAGGGACUCCUUAUUGGUUGAUUGCCAAUUCAUGGAAUGAAGAUUGGGGUGAGAAGGGAUACUUCAGAAUACUACGAGGGGAAGAUGAAUGUGGAAUUGAGUCUGAGGUGACAGGCGGAAUGGCGCAUAUCUAACUCAUAUUCAACCAUGUUCAAUAACACAGAUAUAAUAUGUAUAUUGGAAAGUAUUCAAAGUGAAUGUUUUCUUUGUAUCAGGUAAUAGUUUUAGAGAGAAGAUCCUUAAUCUGUGGUUGUGAUAAAUAACGCAUAGAAAUAAAUUAUAAUCUACCGCCUGAGGUGU